AUGAUGUUGACGACGGGAGAGGGCACGACCGCCGCAUCUUUGACUUUGGCGCAACGUUUAUCCCGCGUACGGCGUCUGAUGACGCUUGAAGACGGCGUCGCCUACUCGCUUGCUCAGGAUCAGGCAUUUCUUGUGGAUGGAAUCAUCGUCGCCUACGAGGCUCUGGCGAGCAGCGGGACAUUGAUGCGGCUAGAGGAGCAGCGACGCUUUGCCGUGGACGCGGCCAUGGCGGCUCCGCAGGUGGAUGCAGGCACGAGACACGACGACUACCACCGCAGUAGCAGAAACGGUCGCGAUGACGCUCCCAUGGCGCACGCCCUGCGGCGGCUGAACGAGGUGGAUGUGGCCAUUGCGUGGUGUGAGGGAAAGACGGUGGUGACGUCGCAGUUGUUCCCCCCAGCAGCGAUGGGGAAUCACACCCAACGUGGAUAUGUCUCCUCAAAUGAGGAAGGUGAGAAAAUGGUGUCGAACGCGUUUUCUUUGGCUUCUGAUGCCGUUUCCUCCAAUCGGCAGGAGUCGCAGGAGUUGCAUCUACACGAGCCUCCCCAGAAAUACCAAGAAACCCCGGAUGGCGGCAUUUGGAGUCGAAGUCGCAGCCGUGCGUGUCCAGGCGAUACAAGACUUUCGUCACCGUCGUAUUUGGCCCCACACGGUGUAUGUGAGGAAAUGAACGCAUUAUCAUUACCAUCAGCAACUGCAAUAGCAAUAAAACCGGCGGUAGGGAAAUCCCCAUUUAUCCCCGUUGUACAUAAAUCUCCGGAAGACAACAUUGUAUGUAACUUGGGUUUUGAUAGGUGGAAAGCCAGACAAAUAGCAUUACAGGCCCACUUUGAUAAGAGGCGUUUGUGGUCGCUCCGAUGUGACGCCGAGGAAGCGGUUCGGCGGCACACCAUCCUUAUGGAGGAACGACUUGGACGCGUCACACUUCUCGUUACCGCACGUGAGGAAGUGGCCGCGGGGGUGGAUGCAGAAACACGGGCACGUAUCGUGGAGCCUUCAGUGCUUUGGGAAAAACAUCUCUGGGAGGCUAUGCGGUGGAUGCAGCAGCAACUAGAUGCCCAGGAGGGUUUUCUGGCAUCCGCCAUCAGUACUGUGAAAAGAGAGGCGAAAGAAUAUGAAGAGGCAUGCCGAGCGCAGCUGCAGGGUGCCGCGAUGUAUUCCUGUGAAAAUGGAAAGAAAGAGUUGACGAGACUCUCUUGUGACGUGAAGGGAAGGCCGUUGUCUGUCAACGGGCCCAGCGUAGAAAAUGUGGGCUGGGCAUCCUACGCGCAUGCCUUAUUGUGUGAUGCUGAGAAGUCGCAGCGAGAUUAUAUUGAAGGAGAGGCUCAUCUCUCGUGGAGGCUUCUAUUAUCGCGAUGGCAAAUGGUACUGAACCAUGCCAAUAGCCGCCGUCUUAUUGCCGCCAAGGAAAGUCUUAUCUAUGAGUUGGCUGCCGAUCUGAAUGGAUGCGCAUCCGCCACGCCCAUCGUCCCUCGUUCAGCCUCUGCGUGGCUUGUUGCCGAGCGGGAAAUUGUCGCCAGUGAACGCCGGCCCAGCAAGAGUCAAACGCCGAUUGGUGUGCAUCGAACAUGGGCAGUGGAAACGGCGCGCAGUCGAAGUGCGAGAUCACAAGCGGUGUGCACCCCACCUGCGACUUCGCCUGCAAAAGCGCAAGAAAUUUGCAUGACGUCGUCCCAUGACGUCAGUCCUUGUGGCAUGGAGAGCAGAACGGCGUUGAGUGUUUCAGAGGAGCACACCGUUGGGAAUCUAGUCUCUCUCUUGAAUUGUGCCAUGGGGCAUCUGGCGGCAGACGUCUCCCAGUCACCUCCGCCACUGCACAAGACAGGGUGGACACGAAAUAGUAAUGACAAUGAAAUUGCCCUUCAUAUUUGCAUGAGUGUGGAAUUAGUGGAGCGGAAGCAAGUCACGCUGUUGGAGCAACGUGCGUGGUGGGAAAUAACGGCAAGGUUUAACAAAAAUGUGAUGGCAUAA
This is a messenger RNA of Trypanosoma cruzi, 1971 nucleotides long. RefSeq lists its product as uncharacterized. The record is from RefSeq and is a predicted model, not a curated record. The transcript has a single exon. Lineage: Eukaryota; Euglenozoa; Kinetoplastea; Trypanosomatida; Trypanosomatidae. Bases 1 to 1971 code for a protein of 656 amino acids.